Messenger RNA from Drosophila bipectinata, 720 nucleotides. RefSeq lists its product as uncharacterized. NCBI's taxonomy places the organism in Eukaryota, Metazoa, Arthropoda, Insecta, Diptera, Drosophilidae. The record is from RefSeq and is a predicted model, not a curated record. Gene Ontology annotation, molecular function: nucleic acid binding.
AUGGAGGAACCAAUCAUCGGCGCAGACAAUUCCCUUCGCAUAUGGCAAAAGGAGUUUCGAAAUUCCAUCGACACGGACAUCGCACCCACUCUUACGGCCCGUGGCAUCCAAUGGCAUUUCAACCCACCGCACAGUCCUAAUUUUGGGGGACUGUGGGAGGCGAACGUAAAGGCCGUCAAAACUCAUCUGUAUUGUUCCUUCAAACUCACUGCUAUGACCUAUGAAGAAUUAUCCACGGUGCUCACCCAAAUCGAAUCAUGUUUAAACUCACGUCCACUCUGCCCCUUAUCAGCAGAUCCAAACGAUUUGUCCCCACUUACUCCCGGGCAUUUCCUUAUAGGAGGACCUUUAUUGGUACCUCCGGAACCUUCUCUUUCAGAAAAGUCCAUCAACGCACGCUUCGUCGACGGUCAACGGCUCCUGAGACAAUUUUGGCAUCGAUGGAGCGCCGAUUGGCUUUCACAUCUACAAGCACGUCCGAAAUGGCGCCAAGAACGAACGAAUCUGCAAAUUGACGAUCUAGUUGUAAUCAAGGAUGACCGGCUCCCCCCAAACGAAUGGAAGAUGGCUCGAAUAAUCGAUUUGCAUCCUGGAGAAGAUGGACUAGUUCGCGUCGCCUCACUGAAAACCGUUUCUGGAACCUAUAAGAGAUCCCUGUCCAAGCUAUGUCCAUUGCCAAUAUCCACCAAUCCUACUCCGAAACCUGAAGAAGUCCAAUAA